Hypoxylon fragiforme is the source of this 1075-nucleotide messenger RNA. RefSeq names its product putative U-snRNP-associated cyclophilin. Lineage: Eukaryota; Fungi; Ascomycota; Sordariomycetes; Xylariales; Hypoxylaceae. Gene Ontology annotation, molecular function: peptidyl-prolyl cis-trans isomerase activity. Gene Ontology annotation, cellular component: intracellular membrane-bounded organelle. The record is from RefSeq and is a predicted model, not a curated record. The transcript has 6 exons. The coding region runs from base 248 to 796 and encodes 182 amino acids. Gene Ontology annotation, biological process: protein peptidyl-prolyl isomerization; protein folding.
CGAUGGUCCAUCUGGUCCAUCUGACCCAUCCACAAUAUUACAGUAUUUGAUUCCUUCCAAGCUUCAACUGAUACUACACUGCACUACACUGCACUACACCGAGCCCAAACAUUUUCAGACAUACCGCCCUACUACAGUACCUUCUUGUCGUUCACUGCCCACCUAGGCUAAUAGCUUAACACCCAUCCACCGAAACCGCCUAUCACGUCAUCUAACAUUCUCCCUACCUAGUUACCUAACUUACAAGAUGGCGCCGACACAGCUUCCAGCUUCCGGAAACCCUUUAGUCUUCUUUGAUAUUACGCUAGGAGGGGAACCCCUCGGUCGCGUUACCUUUGAGCUCUUCAAAGAUGUAGUGCCUCGUACCGCGGAGAACUUCCGUCAGUUCUGCACAGGCGAGGCCAAAAACAACCGCGGCCAGAGCCAGGGGUACAAGGGAAGCAAGUUCCACAGAAUUAUUAGCAACUUCAUGCUUCAGGGCGGAGAUUUUCUCAACGGAGACGGCACAGGUAGCACGUCUAUCUACGGCACCAAAUCGUUUGCCGAUGAGAACUUUACUCUAAAGCAUACUGAGAAAGGCCUCCUCUCCAUGGCCAACUCUGGCCCGAACACCAAUGGAUCUCAGUUCUUCAUCACGACAGUGCCCACCCCCCACUUGGACGGGAAGCACGUUGUCUUCGGCAAAGUUGUCGACGGCAUCGAGGUCAUUGAGAAGUUGGAUAAGACUAAGACUGGCAGACGCGGCCGGGAUGUCCCUGAUAUGGAUGUUGUGGUGGCACAAUGUGGCGAAAUGUGAAGCCCUCAAGCAAAAGAACAAAUACACGCACGUGGGGGAGCUAUGACAAAGAAAUAUGAUUCAUAGCAGUGAUGGCAACAUUACUGGAGAGGAGAAAAACACCCCGAGGGUCUCGACUACCGUGACCCCUAUAGUAGGGCCACAGAGCUCGCCAAAAUUUGAAGACGGGCAAUUUACCAAAUCAAGAGCUUACACACACGUACGAAGCUCUCCAAAGCUAUCAAUAUAUAUCUAGAUGGUCCAAUAAAACAUACCUGUAAUACUAGGGGUCCUGCAGAA